AUGAAGGGAAAAGAGAAGAAACUGCCAGAGGCCAAGUUGAUAAUCUCGGAUGUGUCGGUGUUGGGUGAUCCUUGGGUCCCCAUCUAUGAGACCCAGGUGGACUUUGAGGCCCAACAUUUCGAAGCUGCAAUGUCUAACUUGAUCAAACAACCCAAUAUCAACUCGACCGUGAUCAUGAGAGCAGACAUCUUGCGUGAAAACAAGUAUGAUCCGGAGGAGGGAGUGACCAAGUUUGAAAGCAAGUUUGUCGAUCAGAUGCCGGAGUUCCCGAAGACUGAUAAUCAAGAAGAUGUCGUGUUGCACCGCUACCUAGAAGACAUUUCCCUUAAAAGCAUCCCAUUGAAUAGUGAAAUCAAGCUCAAUCCAAAGUCUGAAAUUAUCAGAAGAAUCAUUCCCAGAAAUCCAUUCAAGGACUAUAUCAUAAAUCAGACUUGUUUGUUGCUAAGAGACGAACAACACCAGGAAAACGGUUCUGUAUUGGUGGUCUACAUUCCUCAUAUCAAGACUAGUGAUGAAACUCCCUUCUACUUACCUCCUGUAUAUGCAGUAGGUAUUUUGUACCAUCAGUCUACCUUGUCAAUUCAUUAUUUACCCUUUGGAUAUAAUACGACAUCGCCAGAGAACUUGCGUGAAUUAGAUCCCGCAGAAAGGCCAAUCAGAAUAGCACUCCGCUUACUUCAGACUUCGGCAAAACACUCGCACGGAGCUAAAACAGGGUAUGAAAAGAGAGUCAAUCACGAUUUGGUGGUUCCAAAAAUUGCAUUCCAGAACCGGUACAUCAGCUUGAAGAAAAAGUAUUCCUCCGAUCUUGUUAACCUGUGGAGUGAAAGCACUGAUCCUAAGAAGCAUGUGUUUGAAGACCUAGCCAUCGCCGCAUUUUUGAUUGAGUUCUGGAACAUAAAAUACAACGGUAAAACCGACUUCGAAUUUAGAGACUUGGGUUGUGGUAAUGGAUUGUUGGUAUACAUUUUGCAGAUGGAAGGCUACAAGGGAAAAGGUAUAGAUGCAAGAGCCAGAAAAUCUUGGGCAACCUACCCUAAAGAAGUGCAAGACAAUCUUUAUGAACAGAUUGUGAUCCCUGGUAUCUUGUUAAAACCACAUCCGGCUGUCUCUAAGUUGGCACCACAAGUCAAAGAUAACGGGAGAGUUUUUAACGUUCCAAUGGCACCCAAUGACAAGGGAAUGGAGUAUCAUUCCUCGGGAAGUCUCUUAAACUCCAAUCAGGUUUGCACCACCGAAGAUUUUCCAUCGAACACUUUCAUUAUUGGAAAUCAUUCCGACGAGCUUACCUGCUGGAUUCCUUUAUUGGGUUUCCCAUUUAUUGUGAUACCUUGUUGCUCGCAUGCCCUUUCAGGGGCCAAGAUCAGAUACCCUCCACGCAAAGCCAUUCACAACACCAAUAUUGGCCCUAAUCACAACACUAGCAUUUCUACAUACAGCACCUUGGUGGAUCAUGUUGAGGACCUUGCACGCCAAGUUGGUUGGAAGGUUGAAAAAGAAAUGUUACGAAUUCCCAGCACUAGAAACUCAGCUAUUAUUGGUACCGAUAAGAUAGACCGUUUCAAGAACGAGUCCAAAGAAUCUACACAAGUGCGCUUGUUUGACAUCUUAGCUGUUGAAGGUGGUGCUGAAGGGUGGGUUGAGAACUCAAUGCUUUUAAUGAAGAAGGCACCAAGAAACCACUGA
This is a messenger RNA of Suhomyces tanzawaensis NRRL Y-17324, 1686 nucleotides long. RefSeq names its product tRNA (uracil) methyltransferase. Gene Ontology annotation, molecular function: tRNA (uridine) methyltransferase activity. The transcript has a single exon. Bases 1 to 1686 code for a protein of 561 amino acids. The record is from RefSeq and is a predicted model, not a curated record. Lineage: Eukaryota; Fungi; Ascomycota; Pichiomycetes; Serinales; Debaryomycetaceae. Gene Ontology annotation, biological process: tRNA methylation.